UGAGAUCAGUGGCAUUAAUAUCUAAAACAGUCUUCACGCCUCUCAUGGCAUCGCAAAACCGCCCUUCCCCGACCCUCGAAACCAUAGAAAACCAGCCUCAACCCGGUAUUCCGGGGAGGAUCGUGGAAAAGCUGAAAGCCAAUCUGGUAUUCCGGUCGAAAUGGGGUGAAAUAAACGGCGCAAUGGGCGACUUAGGGACGUAUAUUCCCAUAGUACUGGCUCUCACGCUCUCCAAGGACCUCAACUUGGGGACCACCUUGAUUUUCACCGGGAUCUACAACGUGGUGACCGGCCUGAUCUACGGCGUCCCGAUGCCGGUCCAGCCGAUGAAGUCGAUCGUGGCGGCGGCGCUGGCGGAUGCCGACUUCGGCGUGGCGGAGAUCAUGGCGGCCGGAAUCUUGACCGGCGGGAUCCUGUUUGUGCUGGGAGCGACGGGGCUGAUGCGGUUGGUUUACAGGUGGAUUCCGUUGCCGGUGGUCAGGGGAAUCCAGCUGGCACAAGGGCUGUCGUUUGCGCUCACGGCGGUCAAAUAUGUUCGUUACGAUCAGAAUAUGGCGAAAUCGAAGUCGCUUGGUGGGCGAGAGUGGUUGGGAUUGGACGGGCUGGUUUUGGCCAUUGUUUGUGCUUGUUUUGUCAUCGUCGUCAACGGCGCCGGAGAAGAAGAACAACAUCUACAAGAACCAACAAAAUCAGAUGUUGAAAAUGGAAGAGCAAAAGAAUCAGGAAAAGAGAAGGCGAGGAAGAUCAUAACUUCACUUCCAUCAGCUUUCAUCAUCUUCCUCCUUGGCCUCGUUUUUCUCUUCAUCCGAAGCCCCAAAGUGGUGAAGUACGUUACAUUCGGGCCGUCGCCGAUGAGCAUCGUGAAGAUCACCAGCAGCCAAUGGAAGAAAGGGUUCAUAAAGGGCACAAUCCCUCAGCUUCCUCUCUCCAUUCUCAACUCCAUCAUCGCAGUCUGCAACCUCUCCCUCGACCUUUUUCCCGGCAAGAUUUUCUCCGUCACGUCGCUCUCCAUCACCGUCGGCCUCAUGAACUUGGUCGGCUGCUGGUUCGGCGCUGUCCCGACCUGCCACGGCGCCGGUGGCCUUGCUGGGCAGUACAAGUUCGGCGGCAGGAGCGGCGGAUGCGUGGUCUUGCUCGGCACCGCAAAGCUACUCCUCGGCCUCGUGCUUGGAAGCUCUAUAGCAAAGGUUCUGAAUGAAUUUCCGGUAGGGAUUUUGGGAGUUCUACUACUGUUUGCAGGAGUGGAGCUGGCGAUGGCAGCGAGGGACAUGAACAGCAAGGAGCAGGCAUUUGUGAUGCUGAUAUGCGCAGGAGUGUCGCUGGUGGGCUCGAGCGCAGCGCUCGGGUUCUUGUGCGCGAUGGUGGUGCACGUUCUGUUGUGGCUUAGAAAAUUGGGUAGACAACAACAUCAGCUUCCUUAGCCUUUUUUAUUUUCCUAAACCAUUAUUAGUUUGCUCCUUAUAUAUCAUUAAUUGGUGAAUUUUGUAUUGUCAAAGUUUUCUUUUUAAUAAACGACUUUAGGUUAAAAAAUUAGUGUUUUAUUUUAGUACAAAAUUAGUGUUGUUGAUGGUACAAAAGUUUGUG
Molecule: messenger RNA, 1584 nt
Organism: Momordica charantia (bitter melon)
Lineage: Eukaryota; Viridiplantae; Streptophyta; Magnoliopsida; Cucurbitales; Cucurbitaceae
Gene: MOT1
Product: molybdate transporter 1
Biological process (GO): molybdate ion transport
Molecular function (GO): molybdate ion transmembrane transporter activity
Source: RefSeq, a predicted model, not a curated record